Molecule: messenger RNA, 507 nt
Organism: Ipomoea nil (Japanese morning glory)
Lineage: Eukaryota; Viridiplantae; Streptophyta; Magnoliopsida; Solanales; Convolvulaceae
Exons: 1
Coding region: 1-507 (168 amino acids)
Source: RefSeq, a predicted model, not a curated record
AUGUCUGACCCUCAUACUGCUAAAUUGCAAACUGGUUAUAUUUUCCUUUGUGGAGGUACAACUACAUCUUGGAGGUCCAUUAAACAGACCUUAGUUUCUACCUCAUCUAAUCACUCAGAGAUAAUUGCUUUAUAUGAAACCGCAUGCGAAUGCGUAUGGUUGAGAUCACUGAUACAGCAUAUCCAUCGCUCAUGCGGAACAAUGAGCAAUGUUGAUUCCCCGACUGUCCUAUAUGAGGACAAUGCAGCAUGUGUUGCACAGAUGAGUAAUAGGUACAUUAAAGGAUACCUUACUAAACAUAUCGCUCCUAAAUUCUUUUACCCACAUGAACUCCAGAAGAGUGGUGAGAUACUACUCAUUGAAAAUGUUCGCUCUAGUGAAAAUCUGGCAGAUUUGUUCACUAAGUGCCUGCCUACAUCCAUCUUUGAAAAGUACGUUUAUAAAAUUGGGAUGCGAAAGCUAGGAAGACUGUUGUCUUCAGGGGUAGCGAUAAACUCUAAAGUUUAA